Molecule: messenger RNA, 1579 nt
Organism: Puntigrus tetrazona (Sumatra barb)
Lineage: Eukaryota; Metazoa; Chordata; Actinopteri; Cypriniformes; Cyprinidae
Gene: nbl1
Product: NBL1, DAN family BMP antagonist
Exons: 4
Coding region: 185-763 (192 amino acids)
Biological process (GO): animal organ morphogenesis
Molecular function (GO): receptor ligand activity; BMP binding
Source: RefSeq, a predicted model, not a curated record
ACACACACACUCAGCGCUGGGCAGCGACUGCAGCUCUCGGCUCCGCUGCGUGUGUGUUUGAGAGACACAGACGACACAUCGCGCUCCUCCUGACUCCGUGUGUGUGUGUGUGUGUGUGUGUGUGUGUGAUGUAAUUGUUUGAGUCCAGCGGGUCAUAACAGGCGAGUCGUCCGUUAAUCAGCGUAUGAUCUCGGUCAGCGGGACGUCAGACACAGAGACGCUGGAGAACCGUUUGGCGAUGUGGCUGCGUGUUCUGUUGGCGUGUUUGCUGCUGGAGGUCUGCACCGCGGCUCCACAUGCUCACAUCAACCGCCUUGCGCUCUUCCCCGACAAAAGUGCCUGGUGCGAGGCCAAAAACAUCACGCAGAUCGUCGGACACACGGGCUGCACGCCACGGUCCAUCCAAAACAGGGCCUGCCUGGGUCAGUGUUUCAGCUACAGUGUGCCCAACACCUUCCCACAAUCCACCGAGUCUCUGGUCCAUUGCGACUCCUGCAUGCCGGCGCAGACGCAGUGGGAGGUGGUGACCCUGGACUGCGCCGGCAGCGAUGAAGCCCCGCGGGUGGAUAAGUUAGUGGAGCGCAUCCUUCACUGCAGCUGCCAGUCGUGCAGUAAAGAGAGCAGCCAGGAGGGGGCGCUGCUGCAGCUGUAUCCGGCAGACGGAGCGCUGGAAACGCCGUCGCUGCCGGAAGCUGCGCACACGCAGCACGCUCACGUGCAUACCGACGCGCAUUUAGACGUGCACGCGCCCGAGGCCGGGUGACGAGCGCAAACGCACGCGCUUUACACCAGGGCUGCGAGAUUAAUCGAUAGCGGCGUGUGCCUGGCCAGGAAAUUCGGUUCUAGAUCCAGCUGUUGAUCACCAUCACACAUUUAACACCCAGAGCCUCGGUUCACUCGACAAGCUACGGAAAAUUCAAUGCAGGCGAUAUAAUCGCGCAAUUAUGAAAACAACGAAAUUGCGAUAAACACAGCUACUUAUGUAGGUUCUCAGUGAACUACUGAAAGUAGCUUAUUUUAAUAUACGUGUCAAAUUAUUUCAUAGUAUUCAAAGGCAAUGCGUUAUUAUAUACUUUAUUAUAAUGAUAAUAAAAAGAAUGCGAGAUAAACCGUAUAUUGCCGUAGUCUUGUGUUUAUUAGUUGUCCGUUUACUUAGCUAGUGCUGUAGGGACUGCCUGGAUUUAGUUUUUUUCUAGUUUUUGUGGCCUUCAGGUGAUUUCCUGCUGAUCUCAGAACCGUGCUUCACUGACAAGAUCUCGUCUUCGGUUUAAUAUCGAUUAAUCGUGCAGCCCUACUUUACCCUUUAAAGCCUACUGAACUCUCCGUCUCUGUCUAAAGCACUUUUUCACUUAGAGAUCGUGACACUAAUCGAGACUUUCUCACAGUCGCUGGAGUCAGCUCUGUGAAUAAACGCGCACACACACACUCACACACACACUCACACACUCGACUAUAUAUUACUGACGCGUCCGCACACACGUCCAGAUCUAUAUAUCUUUAAUGUAGCCUACAGGAACACGUACAGUCAGACUGUGUGUCACUUAUGUAAUAUUAUAAUCACAAUAAAACGUGAAAUCAC